This is a messenger RNA of Clupea harengus (Atlantic herring), 10885 nucleotides long. It is a transcript of the gene znf385b, whose product is annotated as zinc finger protein 385B. NCBI's taxonomy places the organism in Eukaryota, Metazoa, Chordata, Actinopteri, Clupeiformes, Clupeidae. The record is from RefSeq and is a predicted model, not a curated record. Gene Ontology annotation, cellular component: nucleus. Gene Ontology annotation, molecular function: zinc ion binding; nucleic acid binding.
UAUAUUAAUGUGGAAGGAAAUUAAAGUUCUAUGCUAUUUGUGUGAUGUUCUUUGAGGUGUCAUUAUGUUUGUUCCUCUAUGUUCAUGUUGAACGAGCUACAAGUAUCCAACCUAAUGAAUAAAACUGGCAUCGCUUAAAUGAGAGAUUCAACUACUGGAAAGUAGGACAUAGGCUACUGCGCUCAGGUAGUGUUGCCCCUUAAGGGAUCGGGAUGAGCAUGCGUGGAGAUUUCCGAGUCUAACCAGGACGCGGUACAUCGCUGUCAAACGCAGCGAGUUAGUGCAAGCCUUUGUGGACCGUGCAACCUGCCACUAGACAACGAACGAAGUAAACUGAAGUUUCCGGACACCAAUUGCAGCACAGGUAAGUACCUUUUGUGUAUGGCAUGUACCCUGAGCUACCUUUCGUCUGUCAGGUAGCCGUUGGUUUAUUUUAGAAGUGAUGUUGUGUCAACAUUUCAGAGACCAUGAAUUGCGUGCUACAGCAUAGUAGAUACAAUUGAGUGAUGGCACUCUUUCCACGUCCUCUGCUUUGACAGUGGACAAAUGAAUGAUCGGUUAGUUAAAUGUUGAUUUAAGUGCAGUUAUCAUUCUUAACGGAGAAUUUAGGCUAUUUUGGAAGAAUCCUUUGCCGUUGGGUAAAGUUAAAGAUUGUGGGAUUUAAUGUAUUGACAGCCUACAAAGAACAGUAGCCUGCUGUUUUUUUCCGGACAUUCAAUAAUUUUUCAGCGGUAUGAAUAACUACAUGUUUAAUUACUACUACAUCGCUACACUUGGCUUGAUGAGAGGCUGUUUGCGCUGUAGGGUAUUCUAAUGGUUCGAGUUAACAGUUGUCCAGUUGUAGUUUUGUAGUUUAAUGAAACACGUGCUAUAAUGUUCUUAUUUCGCUAUUUUGUCUUUAAUUUUUCUGUCACAAACGAGGGACCGAAGCGUGCUGAUGGUAUGGGCAUAGCUUAACGGGCGCAAAUGAGUCUCGCCUCUGUAAUGAAGCUCAUCAGCCUAUGCAAUAAUGAUGGGGAGCCUCGUCCGCUGCGAGUCGGAUGGGCACUGUUACAGGUUUCAUAUGAUGGUGUAUCCAAGUGAAGUAAUUCGUGCUCUCACGGCACUAUUUCAUUGUUAAACAUUUUGACUUGGCGAAAUGAUAGAUAGAUAGAUGGAUACUUUAUUAAUCCCGAGGGAAAUUUAGGAGAGCGAGAGCGCGCAGUGCUGUGGGAGCUAUGGAGUUAUUUGUCAAUAAUGAUGUUAUACAAAGUUCACUAUGAUAUUGGUGUUAGUUAGCCUGUCGCUAGUUCCUGUUUGUUUUGACCCGUCAAUCAGUUCGACUAGUGUAAAGGCUAGUCGCCCGGAGCUUAUAGUCAGUGCGACCACCGCUAAUCUUCUGUUGACUACUGAGUGUCUAGGGUUAAGCAUAGGCAAACAAUGUAUCUCUCACGCACAGGCGAGUUUACGCUUUAGUGUGGUUCGGCAUCCCUAUUCAGAAAAUAAAGAUGAAUUUACUACUGGAGUAUUUAACAGGUGGCUAUGCUUCAAGAAUACCUUGGUGAAUUUUAAAAUAAAGCGUAACGGUGAAGGUCAGCAAGGGUCCACAUAUUGUUGUUUAUCAGAAAAAAGUACCACAUGACCUUGUCUGACAUUUACCUUGAAAUACCGCCUGGUCUUUGGAGUCGAGCCUGACAUUUUUUUGAUAAAGUGGAAACAGAACGUUUGUAAUGAACCAAUAUACCUCGAAUGUCAUUGAUCGAAUGUCAUAUUUUAGCCUAGCUCCUAUGACAAUAUUUAACAAGCGUAUUUGUCAUUUUUAGGUCAAUUAGAAAUCUAUGACAUCUUGUAUAACUUUGGAUCAACUCAGUAAAUCAGGUCUUACGGUGUUGACUUAUAGUUCAUUUUAUCAUGGUUUUCAUGUCAUUGUGUUUCUCUACCCUACCCUAUAAUGUCUAUGUGUUUCAUAAUGUGGUUUACAGGGAAACCCAGUUUGUAGUGCUGGACUGGAGAUAAGUUGAAUUUAAUGGAAUGAAAUGCACAAUAUAUAAUUGUUUUAGUUGUUAUGCAGUACUUCAAAGAAGUAACCCAAGCCUAUUCACAUUCUUAGUUAUUCACACUCUUUCUCUCCUUUUCUCUGUUUAUUUGGUCUCUCAAGGCAAGAGUGCCUCCAUCAUCUCAUGAGUAUGAUUAUGGCCUUCCACUGUUUUAAAGGAAAUUACAAUAAGCAGAAAUAAACAUUGCUGUCUGCCUAUUCUUUUUUCCCCUUUUUAAAAAAGACUAGAGAGAAUACACAGCAUGUAUUACUUUAACUUUGGCGAGCGUGCGAGCAAGCUAUUUGGUGUUUGGUUAUCUAUUUUAGAUUGUGGUUGCCCCAAAUAUCUAUAACACUUCAUUUUGGUUGUGAGAAUGAACAUGUAGGAACCCCCCCGCAACCCAAAAACCCCUACCAGAGCACGGGGCAAACAAACACCCUGUGGAAAUGCACAUGUGUCAUCCAGGCCGUCAGUCAUGUCAUAAAAUGCAGUCACUCAUUUCAUGGAGAUGAAACGAUUCGGUGCAGCUCAUCAUAGCAGUGGUGUGUGUUCUCCGACUGGCUCAUCUGGGCCUCGGAGAGGUGGGUUCGCUGUGUGCAAACACAUGGGAGCUCGCUUGGCCACAGACCAGAACACUUGGCAGGUUGAACUGGGGCACGUUGUUGUCUCAUGAAGGCUGAUUUAUGAGGUUGUGUGGCUUGAGGGGGGGGCCUGGAUUUUAUUGGGUGCUGGUGAGGACAGUUAAAUGGCGGAUUUGUAGCGGUGUAGCUCGAGCAUCAAAAUAAACUUGAUGGGUUUGGACACAUGGGCUCUUGAUUGUUGCGAAUCGACACACGGUGGACAGGCUUACCGUUCACCUCAUAAAAAUUACAAUCAACAGCACAUUGCUGUCUCACAUAGCUCUCUGUAGCACAGUGGGUGAAUGUUUUAUGAUGGAGUCCUAACAGGCCCUUUGGUAUCCACUCAAUAAGUAAUAAGAAGGACAUUUAGUACUAUAGAUUUCACCUAAACUCCCAGGUUUUCAUAUUUAAUGGCUGCUAAAAAAUCUUAGACUUCUAUGUUUAAAAAUAAACUAAAUCUCGUGGUGUAACUUUCCACCAGAGUAAAUCACUGGAUUAAAUAUUCUGCAGUGUCACGGAUCUUAUUAGCUUGUCCUCAGGUGUGACAAGCAGGGUGUAAACAGAUGAUCCAAAAUAGACUGCAGGUGUUGCUCGUACCUAAAAGUGGCUGGCUGCUGGCUGAAAAGUGGGAUGUUUCCCCCCUCUUUUUUGCCAUGAUGGGUUCAUAUGGGUUCUUUCACAAGUAUUCUGAAACCUGCCUGCCACAUAGGGGUGAUUUUCAGAGACCGCUCAAGGCUGUCCUUGCCAGCCUUACCUCGACCGCACGGCCACUGUGGACAAAUUGUGUGAAAAACGGCUUGACGGAUCAGAGGCGAUGUGAGCAGGCCCGUAGACGUGCUGUCAUACGCCUCACCCAGUGUGUGCUGCAACCUAUGCUCCCAGGCAAAGAGACACCCAGGAACUAACAAAAAAAGGUGCCACACCCCCAGCCCAUGGAUGGUGACUGUUGUGCAGGGUUUGUGAAUGGCGUAAUUCGGCAGCAUUGUGCGAGGAAUCGAAGGUGUGUGAAAUCAGCCCGUCAGACACCAACUCAUUUUCGUGGGUCUUAUGAGAACGGAGUCGUGGGCAGAGACCUGCCAGCCAAUCACUGCGCCUCGGCCUCUCUGUGAUGCGGAAGAGUACAGGAGCCUUACCACAGCUAAAAAUGAAAUCAUUUUGCUCCAUUUUAAUCUAGUCUACUGUUGGUGGUAGAUUUACAGUAAUAUCUUUGCUUUACCCUGAAACUCAGAGCUUUGCAUCUGUAGGUAUAGGAGUGUUGAAUGGAGGAAAUUCUCCCCCGUGGUGGCUGUAGAUCCCUGGGCCCCAGUACAGGAUUCAAGGGCAAAUCUGUGAGAGUUCGUGAGUGUGUUUUGCAGGAGAAAAUGACUUGAAGAAAUUCAGGAACACCAUAGGACCAUAUCUGCUUUCUUCUGUGGUUGGGAAAAGACAUUUUGCAGUGCCUGUUCCUCAGAGAUAUACUCAGAAUAUGUUUUUUCCUCCUCAAGGAUCAUUAGCAAGUGAUUGAAUUAAUGACAAAACCCAACUAUGUUUCAUUUUUCCACUUUGAUUUUCACUCUAGCUGUUAAUGUAUGGCCCAUAUUGCUGUGCUGCAGUUCUGCAGGUAUACUGUAGAUGUCUUGUGUGGGAUUCACUAUGCCAGUGUGAAAUGCCUGUAAAGGUGACUGGUAAUUAGUCCCAUUCUGUCUGUAGUGAUUUAUGUACCCCUCAUUGUUGCAUAAAAGUGAUCUAUGGCAGACUUUCGACGCAAGCCUGCACCUGUAAUUUUAACAUGAUUGGUGUAUUUCACAGGAUGAAUUUUAUUAUUUUCUGAGUCACAAGUAAAUUGAUACAGGCAGCAAUCUGCUGAGCUUUCUUCAUAGCUUGACAAUCUGUUAUUGUGGUAGAGAAAAAGCCACAUGCUUUUGUCUGAAGGUGUUAUUUUGUGGGACUGCACUGUACGUGUUGUAACAUGCAGUCAGUGCAUUUCAUUCAGCAGGACACAAUGCGUGCCUUUUUCCCCCCUCAUAGGCAGUGAAUUACCGCUGUUGAUUUGGAAAGUCAUAACUCACAGGAACCCCACUGUCAGCCAAGGUCACAAUUACAACGGCAUCCGGCAUCUACAUUUCCUGGCUAAUAUGUUCCUAUUAUGUAAAGUAAAUUAGAACUCACAACAGUGCCGCUACUCACCUCCAUCACUGUCUGAGCCGCACAUGUCUUUGACCUCACAUUUAUUUUUACUCCUGGUUAGGCCCAGGGGCUGCCACUCUUAAAAGGGUAGGAAUGGGGCAGAAAUAAAUUGCCUCCAUAUCCAGUGUGUCUCUGCGGAGUUUAACAAAUGAUAACCGUGGCUGGGAAACUAGGAUAUUGGGAAGGUCAGCUAGUUCCAGUAAUUAGCAGGGGGUUGGUGGUGGUGGUGGUGGGAGUGAAGAGGCGAACCUGGAGGGUGGAAAGAGGGGAAAGGACUCCACUUUCUAAAGGGGUAAUGAAUCACUCUUGGACUGCCUUUCCUGACAGGAGAGUGGCUAUUUCUGGUCUUGGGUGAGGUUAAUGAAAUAAAUAAAUAAAUCAAAGGAACACUGCACUCAUGUGGAGAAUGCUGCUGUAUGUUGUGUCGGAAGACAACAUGGGUUGUGAAUAUUUCAUCCCUGCCUCCUUCUAGCGCUCUUGGCUUCUGUGAUGGUGCUUUUACAUCCCUCUGUCACCCCCUUCCCACUCCAGUUACCCCACUCAGCUGGUGGUUUGAUUCAUUCACAUGAUAUCCAUUAAGCACUCCCUCCCAUCUCACUCCAUGUAGUUGCCAUGCCACACGUUGUUUUGGUUAUUUAGUGCAAUGCAAAUGAACCACCUCCUGACCGACCACGCGAUGCACCCUGCCAAGAAAAAUGCUAAUUUGGUCUGUGUGUGCAUGAAAGGGCCAUGGUUCAUAUUCCCACCGCGUUCUGUCUGUGGCGUGUUUAUAUUUGAGUGUGUCAUCAUGGACUCACUGCAAAGGGAAACGUGUGAAGUGUCUGGGGAGAAAGAGACGAGACUGAGACAUCCGUUUUAAGUGGCAGGCCAGCAAAGAGCUCUUUCCACUCCUUUUGUUUGCAGUAUAAAUACAUCUGGUGGGUCAGGUAUUUAUUGAACAAAGGGUUGAGUGUGUGAAUUAGAAUUUUUCUAGGGUUACCUUUAUUGAGCUUCAUUAAGUAAGGGUCAUGGUAUAUGCCAGAUGGCGCUUUGCCAACUCAUUGGUCUCUCAGAAGAGGCACACAGUCCGUCUGGUAAAAUAUGGUAAUUCAUGGUUGACUGGUGAGAUUGCAAGUUAUGUUUAGGUCACAGACUGUAGGUCUACUUUUGACAAUUUUAAUUUGUUAUUUGUCUCUGAACAUGUAUUUGCCCUACUUUAAAGCUGUCAUAUUUAUCAGACAAAGAAGGAAGAAGAAGAAAAAACAGAGCUCAUGGGAGGAGAGGGUAGGAUUUGCCAGGAUCAAACCUCUCGUGACAAGCAUGUGGGAAACAAUUAACAUGGCAGCAGCCUGAGAGGCAUCUUCACUGGAUGUGUUCUUGUGUACCAGAAUUGCACCAGUGCCCCACGCUCCUCUUGUUGUCCCCCUGAAGGAUGUCAUUUCCAAAGGAUGUGUUCUGUGCUGAGAGAAAUAGCUCAGAAACUGUGAAUGAUGUGUGUAAUUUUCUUGUCAGUAUCACAGUGACUGCAUGAUGUUAGUAUACUACUAUACUUUAAUUAUUACUAUAAUUUAAGAACAGGAGCAGGCACAAGUGAGCAGCUAAAACAUUGAGAAUAUUGCCAUGCAAAACAUUGCCAGGGUGUUUUUUUCCCCUCUCCAGCUUGUUAUCUCUCCCUCCACAUCUUACUCUGAAAAGCAAACUCUUGUGGACCCUGCAGCAGUGCUGGUGACCCUUGCGUCAGUUCCCAGUAUCAUCAUCCGGUCUGGCAUGAGCGUGGCUGUUUGCUCUGAAAAAAGCGCUGGGCUACAUGGUCAUCUCUAGAAAUCGCAAAUCGGAGGGCUACACAUCAGUCCCCUAGUGACUUUUCCUACAAAAGCGCUCUAUUUAAUUUUUUUCAGAUAUCAUAUGGCUUGGCCUAGUUUUCAACCGCAAUUUACAUACAAAAAUCAUUCCCAUUUCUGCUAAAGAAAAAGCCUCAUAUCACUCAACUUGUUUUUUACUCUCUUAUUUGUGUGCAUUUUGGGGGAGUUGAUUUUGGAGAGUGAAGCUCUCAGCAACAACACCUUUAGGGCACUGCUCAGGCCCUUGGGUGCGCCUUACCGUGGCUGUCUCCAAUCUCGGCACGUCAGGUUCCCUAAUUGAUCCUCUACUUCAGCCGACAGGAGGCGAUUGUCCUUAUCCUUUCCCCAGCCCUGGCCCAGGCAGCAGGGCUUAUCGACAAGACGUCCUGCUCUCGAGGAGACAUGGGCUUUGCCAGGGAAGGGUGAGGAUGAGUAGCUUUUGUUCGUUGGCUGCAGGGGUCACUGUGAGGUAACGAUGGUAUGAAGACACCCCUGAGCCCUACGCAGCUCUUUGAUAAUGGUCGGUUUUGCUUCCCGUACGGGGCUUGCUUGGAGGUGAAGGAGGUGCUUCAAGGCGACGGGCAGGCAGACAUGCAGCUGCAGCAGGAGAAGAAGAAGCUGCUCUUCUCCCUGUGCGAGGUGUGCAACAUCCAGCUCAACUCGGCCGCACAGGCCCAGGUCCACUACAACGGCAAGUCACACCUGAAGCGCGUCAAGCAGCUGAACAACGGCGAGAUGCCGCCGGCCACCUCCACCGGGCCGCUUCUUCCCAGCCUCACCCUCACAACCAGCAGCUGCAGUUUAGGCUGCAUAGGCAACACAGGAAGCUCCUGUCAUAGCAACUCCCUUCCUACGCUGGUGCGGACGCCAUCUCUGAUGAUGCAGUCCACGCUGGACAUGAAGCCCUUCAUGCCCUUCCAGGUGGACACGUCGUCGCCCGUCGGACUCUUCCCCAACUUCAACACGAUGGACCCCGUCCAGAAAGCUGUAAUCAACCACACAUUUGGAGUCUCCAUCCCUCCUAAGAAAAAACAUGUGAUUUCUUGCAACAUCUGUCAACUCCGCUUCAACUCCGAUAGCCAAGCCGAGGCACACUACAAAGGCAGUAAACAUGCCAAGAAGCUCAAAGCACAGGAGUCCACGAAAAAUAAGCAGAAAAGUGCUGCUGCCACCCCGGACAGCGCAAAGACAAUCACCACCUCCUCCACCACCUCCACCUCCUCCACCGCUGUCACUGCCAGCAACUCUGACCAACCAGAGAAACUUGUGGAGUCUCCUAGCGCACAAAAUGCUUCUAUUUCUCCAAAAGCGUUCUUGCCCGCAUCGCCCUUGAUGGCGACGUCGACGGCUGUAGCAUGCGCCGCGGUGGUGUUGGCGCCUGGCUUCUGCAAGCCCGCUCUCGAGUCGGCACCCGUCGGCUCUCCGCCGGAGCCCACCGCACCGGGACCCACCCCGAAGACCCCCACCAAGCCUGCGUCUGUCGCCACGGCAUUAGCAGCAGGAUUGGCCACCGUAGCCACGGCAGCGGAGCCCAGUGCAGAGUCGGAGGAGGAGAAGGCCAAGAAGCUGCUCUACUGCUCCCUCUGCAAAGUGGCCGUCAACUCCCUCUCACAGCUGGAGGCCCAUAACACAGGAUCAAAGCACAAAACCAUGCUUGAGGCGAGAAGUGGAGCCGGUCCGAUUAAAGCCUAUCCCAGACCGGGGUCCAAACUCAAAACACAAGUCAGCGCGGUUCUAAAGGGCUCGGGCUUACAGAACAAGACGUUCCAUUGCGAAAUCUGUGACGUCCAUGUCAACUCGGAAAUCCAGCUGAAACAGCAUAUUUCCAGCAGGAGGCAUAAGGACCGAGUCGCAGGGAAGCCCCUGAAGCCCAAAUACAGCCCCUACAACAAGCAGCAGCGGAGCUCCACUAUCCUAGCGGCAAAGCUGGCUCUGCAAAAGGACCUGGUAAAGCCCAUCUCCACAGCAUUCAUCUCCAACCCCUUCGCCCCAACCACAAUGCCCUCCAUCACCCUGCACCCGCGGCCCAGCGCCUCCAUCUUUCAGACUGCCACCCUGCCCCCAUCCUUCCUGCGGGCUGCCCCAGGGCCCAUCCGGCCCACCACGGGAUCUAUCCUCUUCGCGCCAUAUUGAUCCCGUCCCCCAUAAAACACACACACACACACACACACACACACACACACACACACACACACACACACACACACACACACACACACACACAGAAGCACCAUACUCGCCCCCACAUCAUCAAUGUCUCUGCUGGAACGCCAGCAGCAAUAUGGAGGAGAAGCUGGCAGAAAGCAGAGAGAACUGCCCCUCUGACCUUCCCCUCAAACACACACACACACAUACACACACACACUCUUUGCAACUGCGCGGUGCGCUGCAUAUCGGAUGUCCUCUACACGCCACCGCUGCCUCUCGCUCUCCGCUGACAGGACUGCGACAGCUGGAACAGCCGUGUAUUUAUUAAACCUGUUUACCCUGUGACUGUCUGCAUCACCAUAAGCCCCAUCAGGUCGGCAUCCGCUUGCCGAGGACUCUAUGUCGGAAUCCUGCAGAGUACUAGGAAAAAAGAAAAAGAAAAAAAAAAAACAAGAAAAGAAAAGAAAAAAGCACCGAACUGCUUCCUGAAUGACUUGAAUUAUCAUGGUCUUCCUAUUGAAUUUAAUAGACAAACUCCAGAUACACGUAUAAAAGUGUUGGACAAGUCACGGAAAAGGAAAUCCUUAUCAUACGGGACAGGGCACAUUUUCAAUGGCUUGAUGUCGUCAGGGAGUGUGUUACACAGUUUUGGCCUACGUGCUGUCUUGUAUUGUGCUGUCAAUCACUUGUAGUUGAUGCUUCUCACCCUCUGUUUAGCAGUCUGGGAUCUGGGCUUGUUCUGAUGUCAUGCUAUAAUUCUCAUCCUAUGCCUCCGAAGAGAUCAACAUGGAUAGCCAUACCUGUUCACCUGUUUACCGAACAAACCCGUUUGAAAUCAUACGUUUUAUAACAAAGACAAAUCACUCGACAGGUUUCUUCUUUUUUUUUCUCUCUGUUGUGAUGGUAUCAAAAGAUCUUUUUUUAUCUAUCUGGAAAAGAAAACGUGGAGUUAGUGUUUCUCAUCAUCUGAACCCCUUCUUGUUGUCCAGCUGGAGAACCAUGGGCCGUUCACCUUGAUAUGAUAUAUCCCUCAUUUCUUAUGAGGCUGCAACGUUGGGCAGCUCUGUGAGGCAAUAAUGUACAGACCGUUGAAUAUUGUUAUUCUACAUAGUGUAUUUAAUGUUUACUUAACAAGUUGCAAUACUAGUUGUAUUUUAUGAAACUGGAGGGGGUGCUAAGAUGAAUAGCUACAAUUAUUUGUAUUUUUAGAAUUUGAAAGAGAAAUCCACACUCACAAAGACAGAGACUUCUUUAUUAGACUGUGGGACAUCUCCGUAGUCCAUAGUAUAUAUGUGUGAGUCUGUACAGUCCAUAAGAAAUUAACAUUUUCAAUAAAAUAAUAUAUUUAAAUGAUUUAUUCCCAUAUUAUACUGUACAUUGCUUUUUUCAUGAUUAAAAAAAUCCAUAUUUGAAUUAGAGAGCAAAGAUUUUAAAAUUGUAGUUUAUUAUAGGGCAGACCUGCUGAAGAUUGAAGGCAUGCUAAAUAAAAAAAAUUGUUAAUUUCAUAAUGGCUUCUUUGUGAGAUGUACAGUAUUUAUUUUCUGAAACAUUUUUUUAUGACGCAAUUGGUACAGGUAUUUCAUUCACUCUGCUUAAUUGGUGGUGGUUUAUUUGUUUGUGAAAGCGUGUUUCUUUUAUUAAAUCCCCCAGCUGAAUGCUGUUUUACGUGAGUGUUUCAUGUUAACUGUAAAUCCAUGAGGUGUUCCAUCAUACUAAACUCUUCAAGAGCACUUUCCGACAGAAGGUAUGAUCGGUCACAUGAGGGAUUGGUCCAAUCUGUGGCACACACACACACCUAAGUAAGGCAAAGGAGUCAGUGAAUGUUCUGAAUAUAGUUAUUCGUUUUUGUGUGGUUUCAGUUGGUGACACUUAAAAUUUACAGAAUACCAUGUAAUUCACGGUUUCCAAAACAGCUAUCAUUAUAUUAUGAUUCAGAGGGAAAAAAAUUUCACUCAAGGAUGCUGGAAGUGAAAGCAAUGGAAAGACCACAUCAUCACAUAUUUUCUUGUCAGUGAAAUGAUUUAUUUUGAGUUUCAGAAUGAUACAGUUGAUUGAUACACUGAUGCAGUGUAGUUGACAUGUUUUUGAACCAUUAAAUGCAGCGACUGAUUCUUUA